This is a messenger RNA of Durotheca rogersii, 1860 nucleotides long. Its product is annotated as aldehyde dehydrogenase. The transcript has 5 exons. The record is from RefSeq and is a predicted model, not a curated record. Gene Ontology annotation, molecular function: aldehyde dehydrogenase (NAD+) activity. Bases 159 to 1649 code for a protein of 496 amino acids. Lineage: Eukaryota; Fungi; Ascomycota; Sordariomycetes; Xylariales; Xylariaceae.
CCUCAAUUUCCAUCUCCUCUCCCCCCUAAUCAAUAUUUCCCCUUCUCUCUAUUUCUCAAUUCCCGCUACACGUGUAUAACCGACGGAUCUAUACCCUACCUACCAUAUACCCAACCCGACCGAACUCCCCUUAUACACACCGACACCACAUAUACAUCAUGCCUCUGUCCGUCCAGCUCAAGACGCCGAUCACUGGCGAGUUCACGCAGCCCACCGGCCUGUGGAUCAACAACGAAUGGGUCGAAGGCGUUGACAAGAAGAGCUUCGAAGUCAUCAACCCCACCACCGAGGAAGUCAUCUGCUCCGUGUCCGAGGCCACCGAGAAGGAUGUCGACCUGGCAGUCGCCGCGGCCCGCAAGGCCUUCAACGGUGUGUGGCGGACGACCACCCCGCAGCAGCGAGGCAUCUACCUGCUCAAGCUCGCCGAGCUCGCCGAGAAGAACCUGGAUCUGCUAGCUGCCGUCGAGUCGCUCGACAACGGCAAGUCCAUCACCAUGGCCAGGGGCGACGUCGGCGCCGUCGUCGGCUGCCUCCGAUACUAUGGCGGCUGGGCCGACAAGAUCGAGGGCAAGACCAUCGACAUCAACCACGAGACCUUCCACUACACUAGGCAGGAGCCGAUUGGUGUCUGCGGCCAGAUCAUCCCCUGGAACUUCCCUCUGCUCAUGCUGGCCUGGAAGAUCGGCCCGGCCCUCGCCACCGGCAACACGAUCGUCCUCAAGACGGCCGAGCAGACGCCGCUGUCCGGUCUAGUCUUUGCCAACUUGGUCAAGGAGGCUGGCUUCCCGCCCGGCGUCCUCAACAUCAUCUCGGGUAUCGGCAAGAUUGCCGGCGCCGCUCUCUCCGCCCACCUGGACGUCGACAAGAUCGCCUUCACCGGCUCUACCGUUGUCGGCCGCGCCAUCAUGAAGGCCGCCGCCUCCUCGAACUUGAAGAAGGUGACCCUCGAGCUAGGCGGCAAGUCGCCCAACAUCGUCUUCAACGACGCCGACAUCGAGCAGGCCAUCUCGUGGGUCAACUUCGGCAUCUACUACAACCACGGCCAGUGCUGCUGCGCCGGUUCCCGCGUGUAUGUGCAGGAGGGCAUCUACGACAAGUUCAUCGCCGCCUUCAAGGCGCGCGCCGAGCAGAACGCGGUCGGCGACCCCUUCGACGAGAACACGUUCCAGGGCCCCCAAGUCAGCCAGCUCCAGUACGACCGCAUCAUGGGCUACAUCGAAGAGGGUAAGAAGGACGGCGCGACGGUCGAGGCCGGUGGCGAGCGCCACGGUGACAAGGGUUACUUCAUCAAGCCCACCAUCUUCACCAACGUUACCCCCGACAUGAAGAUCAUGCGGGAAGAGAUCUUUGGCCCCGUCGUCGCUGUCGCCAAGUUCAAGACCGAAGAGGAAGUCGUCGCCCUAGGCAACGACAGCGCCUACGGAUUGGCCGCCGCCGUCCACACCAAGGAUCUCAACACGGCCAUCCGGGUCAGCAAUGACCUCCGUGCCGGUACCGUCUGGGUCAACAGCUACAACCUUCUCCACCACCAACUUCCCUUCGGCGGUUACAAGGAGAGUGGUAUCGGCCGCGAGCUCGGCGAAGCGGCCCUGGCCAACUACACGCAGAAUAAGUCGGUGUCUAUCCGGUUAGGCGGCCCCCUGUUCUAAGCAAUAACGCGCGGGGAAAAAAUAAUCACCGAAAACGAGAGCUUGCCGUCGCUUGAGCCAUACCUAGGAAGAAGUGCCGCCUGUUGCCUACCCGCGUGGCGGGGUAGGACGUUUCCUAGGGGAACAACAGUCGUGCCGUGUCUGUUUUGAGGGGAUGCCGGCUGGCGUCAGCCCCUUCUCAAGAAGAAUUGCCGGCUUUGGGGCAAGGUUU